AAUUGAAUCAAACAAGCAUCGGAAGCUGGGGCUAUUUAACAAACUCACGUUAUGUUACUACUAAAUACAAUUAGAGUGGUAUAUAAUAAGUAGAGACAAAUUCCAAUCUGCUCAUGUCAACAGUAAUAAUGAAGUUCAUAAAACAACUUUGUUCAUGUUGGCGUGUGAUGCCUGUAAAACAAGUGAUCACAGAAGAAAAAAAGUACCACUCACUCAUGCGGGCAUCCAACACUCCAGCUUCCAGAACUACCAUUACCACCGUUGCCUUGUUCAACCAAGAGUCUUCUCUUCCUUCGGCUUGGAAACACAGGAAACUACAAGGAUCGAAAUCGCUUCCUGCUACCGCCACCAACUGGAAGCCAUCACUAUGUGCAAUUAUGGAGGACAAGGUUGUGCUGCCUACUAUGGUGAUUGGAGCGGAGACCGGUAAGGAACACACCGUUAAAUCUGAGAAAAGCGGGGUUGGGAGAUCCAUCUCCAUUGCUGAUAUUCGGCUUAAGGGAAACAACCACGUUGAACUAAGGCGAUCUUCGUCUUUCUCGACUGUUCAAGCCUUUUCUCCGGCAUCGUCUUUUCUAUUCUGAAUAUCCUAUGUAUUAGUUCUUGACAUAUGUGUUGCAUGGGAGGCUGUGAAACAUUGUAUCAUAAGUUAAAUACUCCCUCCCUACCUAGCCAGAGAAGUAAUAUUUUCUUGGAAUAAAAAAAUGUUUAGUUUUCAUAAA
This is a messenger RNA of Papaver somniferum (opium poppy), 722 nucleotides long. RefSeq lists its product as uncharacterized. Lineage: Eukaryota; Viridiplantae; Streptophyta; Magnoliopsida; Ranunculales; Papaveraceae. The record is from RefSeq and is a predicted model, not a curated record. Bases 114 to 584 code for a protein of 156 amino acids. The transcript is spliced from 2 exons.